Musca domestica (house fly) is the source of this 1804-nucleotide messenger RNA. RefSeq names its product neuropeptide CCHamide-1 receptor. The transcript is spliced from 8 exons. Gene Ontology annotation, molecular function: G protein-coupled peptide receptor activity. Gene Ontology annotation, biological process: G protein-coupled receptor signaling pathway. Lineage: Eukaryota; Metazoa; Arthropoda; Insecta; Diptera; Muscidae. Bases 154 to 1791 code for a protein of 545 amino acids. Gene Ontology annotation, cellular component: membrane. The record is from RefSeq and is a predicted model, not a curated record.
UGGAAUAAUUAUAUUUUGCAUUACAACCAACUAAAACCAAAAUUAUACAAAAUCUAGCUAUAAAUGACCAAAAACCUGCGAAUAAGUUAUGAGGUAUCCAAGGACUAGCUAAAUGAAAACAACAUAAAAUAGGACACUACAAAAAGAAAAGCAAUGCUAAAUGUUAUAACGAGCGACAUGGGUCCGAAUGUUGGAAACGCCACAACCCCUCUGAGUCCAGAAACAAAUGCCACUCUGCUAAGCACACUUGUAAAUGCCAUACAUUCCAACGAAAUCUUUUCAACGACCGCCUUUGCCACCCCUCUUGUGCCGGUGGCUACAGGUGGCAACAACAGUGACCUUUUCACCCCACCACCCUCCCUCCACAACACACACCGUUGGCCGAAUAGCAAUAACUUUACUUCUGCUGUGACAGCAGCCAUGACAGCGGCGGCCAGCAUCGUCAACGCCACCAUUGCGACGCUCAACACUCCAGUCACAUACUUGGCCACAAAUGUUAGCAGCAACGAAGUUGGUGGCAUAAUGAAUGCCACCGAAACCCCAUAUGUGCCGUAUGUUAUGCGCCCGGAAACGUACAUUGUUCCAGUGCUGUUUGCCUUCAUCUUCAUUGUCGGUGUCCUGGGCAACGGCACACUAAUUAUUGUCUUCUUAACAGUGCGUCAAAUGAGAAAUGUUCCCAACACUUAUAUUUUCUCCCUGGCCUUGGCCGAUCUAUUGGUGAUAGUAACUACAGUUCCCCUGACAUCUACAGUCUACACCGUGGAUUCCUGGCCAUGGGGAAGUUUACUUUGUACACUCUCGGAAUUCUUCAAAGAUGUUUCCAUUGGUGUUUCAGUCUUCACAUUGACGGCGUUAUCGGGCGAUCGCUAUUUUGCCAUUGUUGAUCCCCUGAGAAAAUUUCAUGCGCACGGUGGUGGAAAGCGAGCGACACGCAUGACAAUAGCCAUAGCCGUAUCAAUUUGGCUCCUGGCAAUAAUCUGCGGACUACCGGCAUUAAUUGGCACAUACAUCAAGAAAGUGGUUGUUAAUAGCAACAAAUCGUUCUCUUUGUGCUAUCCAUUUCCCGAGGAAUGGGGCUGGGAGUAUGCGAAGCUGAUGGUAUUGCUGCGUUUCCUGGUCUAUUACGCCAUACCCCUGGUCAUAAUUGGAGUUUUUUAUGUCCUGAUAGCACGACAUCUAAUGUAUGCCGCUAAUGUUCCCGGUGAAAUGCAAGGCGCUGUCAGACAGGUACGUGCCAGACGUAAAGUUGCCCUGACAGUUUUGGCUUUUGUGGUUAUUUUCGGCAUUUGUUUUCUACCAAUCCAUGUCUUUAUGCUGUGGUUCUACUACUGGCCCACGGCCCAGGAUGAUUACAACUCGUUUUGGCACGUUUUGCGUAUCGUUGGCUUUUGUCUGUCCUUUGCCAACAGCUGUGCGAAUCCAGUGGCUCUGUACUUUGUGAGCGGCGCCUUUCGCAAACAUUUCAAUAGGUACCUGUUUUGUGAAGGCCCCCGCACAAAACUCAAAAAACGUAACGACACCAUGUGCAUGCACAGGGACACAUCGCUGACUAGCACCGCAUCCAAGAGAUACUAUCACUCGAGACGCUCGUGUUUCAAUCAAAGUACACUUCGCAGUCGGAUACAGGAGACGACAAUUACCAUGUUGACAAAUGGCAAUCCCAAUGGGUGUGGCAAUUUCGUUGGGCCAAAUUCGGUGGCCGGGGUCAAUUGUGUACCCGACGACACCAUUGAAGUGGCGCUGACCACUGAUUACUGUCAACAGCAUCAGCACCAACAUCAGCUGAUGUGAAAUUACAUCGACG